Penicillium verhagenii is the source of this 1239-nucleotide messenger RNA. Its product is annotated as tRNA-ribosyltransferase family protein. Lineage: Eukaryota; Fungi; Ascomycota; Eurotiomycetes; Eurotiales; Aspergillaceae. The record is from RefSeq and is a predicted model, not a curated record. Gene Ontology annotation, molecular function: tRNA-guanosine(34) queuine transglycosylase activity. The coding region runs from base 1 to 1239 and encodes 412 amino acids. The transcript is spliced from 8 exons. Gene Ontology annotation, cellular component: cytosol.
AUGUCCACCACCGAGUUAAACGGGCAGUCCAAGCCCUCCGCAUUGACAUUCGAGCGGCACGCCAAGUGCUCGACCACAAAGGCCCGCGCAAGCACUCUUCACCUUCCCCAUGGCGCUGUCCCUCUGCCGAUUUUUAUGCCUGUCGCGACACAGGCAUCUCUCAAGGGCCUGACAUACGACCAAUUGCGGGAUACGGGAUGCAUGCUGUGCCUGAAUAAUACAUACCAUCUUGGAUUAAAGCCCGGUCAGGAAGUUCUGGACUCGGUUGGCGGAGCACACAAGUUGCAAGGUUGGGAUCGGAAUCUCCUGACCGAUAGUGGAGGUUUCCAAAUGGUGUCGCUGCUCAAGCUAGCUACCGUGACUGAGGAAGGCGUGCGAUUUCUUAGCCCGCACGAUGGAAAGCCUAUGCUUUUGACUCCCGAACAUUCUAUCGGUCUCCAAAACUCUAUUGGCUCAGACAUCAUCAUGCAAUUGGAUGAUGUUAUUGCUACCACUUCUCCAGAUUAUGAACGAAUUAAAGAGGCGAUGGAUCGCUCCGUGAGGUGGUUAGAUCGCUGCAUUGAUGCGCACAAAUACCCCGAACGACAGAAUCUUUUCUGCAUUAUCCAGGGUGGUCUAGAUCUAGAUCUUCGGAAACAGUGUUGCGAGCAAAUGGUCGCCCGUGAUACUCCUGGAAUCGCCAUUGGUGGAUUAUCAGGAGGAGAGGAUAAGUCGGAGUUUUGCAAGGUCGUGGAUACAUGCACAGGUCUUCUCCCUGAAAACAAGCCCAGAUACGUGAUGGGAGUGGGUUAUCCCGAGGAUAUUGUUGUAGCAGUGGCUCUUGGAGCCGAUAUGUUUGAUUGUGUGUGGCCAACACGGACAGCGCGUUUCGGUCAAGCAAUUGUCUCAUCGGGCACAAUGAAUAUUCGCAACAAAUCGUUUGCAACAGACUUUUCUCCCAUUGAAGAGGGCUGUACUUGCCAAUGCUGUCUUCCUGCCGACAAGGGAGGCCUUGGACUUACCAAGGCGUACAUGCACCAUGUGACCGCGAAGGAAACCGUUGGUGCUCAUCUUCUUACGAUUCAUAACGUGCAUUUCAUGUUGACUUUGAUGGGGAACUUGCGGCAAGCCAUUAUCGAAGACCGGUACCCAGCUUUUAUUCGCGACUUCUUCUCGAAGAUCUACCAAAACGACAAAUCCAAGUACCCUGUAUGGGCAGUUGAUGCACUCAAGGGAGUUGGAAUGGACUUACUCGCCUAA